AUUAUCUGGAAAUGGCUGAUAGAUUCAUCAACCCUUGCAACACUGACAUCCAUUUGAAGUACCAAAUCUGACAAGAGCUUGACAUGAACUCCAAAGAGUUCGAAGUUAACGAUGACAACACCAUUUGUGAUGAAUCUGAUAUCAAAGAGAACCGCAAGUAUGCAAAAUUUCUAGCUUCAAAUCUUCUCCACACAGAAGAAAAGAAAUGCAACUGUAGUGACUCCAGUCAAAACGAUGAGAAUAGCUCAGAGUACUGCGAAUACUGUAUCUCCAAAUAUAACAAGAAGAAGAGGAAGCGUUUGUUCAAAUAUAACACUCAGCACAAUAUUCAAAGCAAAGGUCGACCUUUGGAUAUAUUCCGGAAGAGAAUAGCACUUAAACCAAUGGAAAAUCCCACCAGGAAGAUCAGUAGUAUUGCUUAUAGAGUUCUAGACGCUCCAGGAUUAAUCAAUGAUUACUACUGCAACCUCCUUGAUUGGUCUAAAAACGAUAUUGUCAGCAUUGGACUAGGCGCAAGUUGAUAUCUCUGGCAAGGUAAAACAGAAAAGUCAAAGAAACUUUGCGAUCGCAAGACAAACACUAUAUCUGCUUUAAACUUCAACCAAUCAGGAUCAAAACUUUGAAUCGGAUAUCAAGAUGGACUUAUAGAAAUUUGGGAUCCCAUCAAAUGACAAAUAGAAAGAUCUUAUCUGAACCACGCAAGGAAAGUAGGAACACUAUCAUGAAAAGAGAACAUAUUGGCUUCAGGAUCAAUGGACUCUCAGGUCGUUAUCCAGGAUCUGAGAUGUAGCCCAAUCACUUGUGAUGUACUCGACUAUCAUUCUCAAGAAGUCGUUGGGCUAAAGUGGAACAACUAUGGGGAUUUUCUUGCAUCUGGAGGGAAUGACAACAAGCUCCUCAUCUGGGACUCGAGAAAUUUGGAAAAGCCAACACUAUCACUCAAAGGCCACAAAGCAGCAGUUAAAGGAAUCACUUGGUCAUCACAAAAAGAUCAAGUGUGUCUCAGUGGAGGAGGGACAGCAGAUCCAACCAUUCGCCUUUGGGAUAUUAACACUGGUAAACUGCUUCAACGAAUAGAUACAUGAGCUCAGAUCGGAAGCAUUAUUUUUAGUCGGAAUUCAAAUCAAUUCGUAACCACGCACGGUUUCUCAACCAAUGAAUCUCUCCAAAAUAAGAUCUUUAUCUGGAGCCUUAAGCAAGAUUACAAACAAAAAGCAAAGAAAGUAGCUACUUUAUCAGGCCACAACACAAGAGUUCUUUAUCUUGCUUUAAGUCCAGACGGAGAAAAGAUCAUCACAGGAGCAGGAGGAGCCAUGGACCAUAAUAAUCAGUUUUCUUGAUGUGAGACAUUGCGGUUUUGGAAUGUAUUUCCAGCAAAAAGAAAAGAAACUUCUUUCUCAUCCUCUCUGUUUGACAGUGGAGCAAUCACAAUAAGAUAGUUUCAACAUUAUAGACUAAUUUG
This is a messenger RNA of Moneuplotes crassus, 1462 nucleotides long. The record is from the annotation of a GenBank genome assembly. Lineage: Eukaryota; Ciliophora; Spirotrichea; Euplotida; Euplotidae.